AUGUCCACCUCAGAAGAAUUCAAACAUCACGUCGUCCAACUGGAUGGCCAUGUCAACCUUCCUGAGCUACGAUUCCCUCACACUUUCGAGAAGUACCUCCACACCUCAUCCUCGGAACUACCUUCUCGCAUCGCGUCGGCCACAAUUGCCAUCGCAACUACGACAACUUUUGCAAAGGAGAACUUUGCCUGUGCUCCUUCUCUACAGUUGAUCUCUUGUCUCGGCGCCGGUUGUGACAAGUUUGAUCUUCAUGCUGCCAAGGAGUCUGGCGUUACUAUAACCAAUACACCUGCUCAGAAUACUAGCACUGUUGCUGAACAUGCAAUAAGUCUGUACUUUGCUGUCAAGAGAAGGAUCGCCGAUUUGGAUCGAGUCACUAAAGAGGGAGAGAUGUGGAAGAGCCAGGGGAUGUGUAUGGGCGUGUUCAAGGGUGUGAUGCCGAGAAUUUGCGAGGAGGAGGUUGUGGGUAUUAUUGGAUAUGGAGCAUUGGGCAAACGUGUCGAGAAGAUGUGCAAAGCUCUCGACAUGCGAGUCCUCGUUGCCGAGCGCAAAGGCUCGACUGACAUUCGUCCCUCCCGCACAUCCUUCGAAGAUGUGCUCAAGCAAUGCACAACCCUCAUCCUUACCUGCCCCUUGGACCCAUCCACAAGGAAUAUGGUCUCUCACCACGAACUAUCGCUCCUUUCUCCCACUUCCAUCCUCAUCAAUGUUGGUCGUGGCGGCAUUGUAAACGAAGCUGCUCUUGCAACAGCCCUCAAGGAAGGCAAGUUGCUGGGUGCGGGUAUGGAUGUGUUUGAGCAUGAGCCUGCUACCAAGCAGAAUUGCCCUUUGCUAGCGGAUGAUGUGCCUGGGUUGGUUGCUACGCCGCACUUGGCUUGGUAUUCAGACAGAACGAUCGUGGGAACCAAGGAGACUGUGAGGAAUACCAUCGAAGCGUUUGUCAAAGGAGAGCCUGAGAAUGUUGUUGUAGAUGGAAGAAAAUAG
Messenger RNA from Aureobasidium namibiae CBS 147.97, 984 nucleotides. RefSeq lists its product as uncharacterized. The coding region runs from base 1 to 984 and encodes 327 amino acids. The record is from RefSeq and is a predicted model, not a curated record. Lineage: Eukaryota; Fungi; Ascomycota; Dothideomycetes; Dothideales; Saccotheciaceae. The transcript has 2 exons. Gene Ontology annotation, molecular function: oxidoreductase activity, acting on the CH-OH group of donors, NAD or NADP as acceptor; NAD binding.